Molecule: messenger RNA, 1650 nt
Organism: Sodiomyces alkalinus F11
Lineage: Eukaryota; Fungi; Ascomycota; Sordariomycetes; Glomerellales; Plectosphaerellaceae
Exons: 4
Coding region: 1-1650 (549 amino acids)
Source: RefSeq, a predicted model, not a curated record
AUGGGCUCACAUCUUCCUGGCGCUGCUGUUUCUGGCCACGCAUGUGCUGGCCAAAUCCAUUUUCCCUCCUCCCGGUAUGUCACGUCAGAAACGCCUCCAUCCUGGUCUCACGAAGACUCAGAUGACUUUGAGCUGUCCCUUCCCAUCUGCUGCCCUCCUUCCUGCGGAUACUUCUGUGAUGAAUGCGGAGGAUCCAACAACGGCGCGGACGUCGACAUGGCCGAUAUUACUCACGCCAAGAGAAGCCUUUUCGACCGUCUCGGUGAUUCGAUCUUUCGUUGGCCUCAGUCCCCUGCAGCGGUUUCUCCUCGCCAGAUCCCUCAUGAUGCGCCGGUCGAAGUCCCCCACAUUUACCUACUUCCCGAGGACAGGAUCAUCAAGCCCAAGGACUGGAUGGCCACCGGAGACUAUGAUGAAAAGGACUACUGGACUCGGAUGAACCAAAUCAUCCAUGUUACUGGAGUUCACUUCGAGUCAAACGGCCUCUCAUCCGGCCGCGUCAUCUACCUAGACGACGAUGCCACUGGUUUCCCCGUGGAACGGCCUCCCAUCCGUGCCGGCGGUGCUGAGCAGGUAGGCGGCUGCACCAUCUUCGUCGCCGCAAGCAACCUGGGCGUCAUGACGGCUCACAUCUGGGAGCACCCCACCUUCAUCCACUGGAGCUACAAGUUCGGCCAGGUCGGCGAGUACGGCCCACGCACCAUCGACACGGAGGCUCAGCAGGCAGCCUACGAAGAGAACGUCCACCGGUUCUUCGCCCGCGUCCUGAAGCACGACGACGCCGACCACCCGGAGCGCGCGACUCGAUUGGCAUCGCGGACCUGCACGGAGUGGCGCCAGUUCCGCAUCUUCUCCCCCCGCCGCGUCUCCCUGGGUCCCGAUAGCCAGGAGCUCAAGAACAAGCCGCAGAUGGAGAAGCUGUUCGCUGACAUCACCCGCAUCCUGCGCCUCGAACCGGGUGAGUUGAAGCUGCAUUCGCCCAACUACACGCCGUACGACCCCGAGGACACUACAGUCCACCCGUGGACCAACGUCUUCGCGUGGCAGUUUGCGCCGGCUGUUCCUCACUCGGGCGGUGGCAGUUCCAGCUCCGGGUCCUCGGUUCGGCGGCACUUCGUGGCACACUGGGACGGGCAAGAGAUCCGGCAGAUGCGCCGUACGUGGAGCUACCGUCACCGCAGCGCCCGGCUCAAGGACAUCUGCAUGCUCCACGUGCGCGUGUUUCCCUUCGCGGUUGACAAGGAGGAUGAGUACGACUUUCUCCAGUUCUCCGCGACCUUCUAUUCGCCCCAGGAGCGGGGAGGGACGCCGCUCCACCAGUUCUCCGAGAUGGAGUACGAACUGGGUAAGGAGGGGCCGAGGAUCCGGUUUGAUGCCGAUGCUAUCGGCAUCAAAGAGAGGGUCGAGGUCUGGUUCACCGAGGACAAGCAUCACCGGUACAAGCGCCAUGACGACAUGCGGCCGGACUAUGAUUACUUCCAUAUCAAUGCGAAGUUUGGUAGCGGCGCUCGGUAUGAGUAUAAGAAGGAUGCGACUUCUCGGUCGGCGGCGCGGUUCCCCAAGUGCCGGGGUGGUAGUUGGGAAGGUCUUGAGGGUGGACCAACUUGGUACCGUGACACCUACUGCCACUUCAAGUGUGCCUUGAAGUGA